UUUAAUUGAAGAAGAAGAAAUGGCGAUCUGACCUUAUAAUAACGGCUGAUCGUAAAGUAUCUCCCAAGAUUCAUCGGACAGAGCCCCAUUAAAGCUGCUGUAGUUGAAGCUCGCUGUUUGGGACACGUUCAUUCUUGUCCACGUGGGUACCCAUCAAGAUUUCGAGAUACGAUCAUAUCGGAGCGCCUCUCUCUUCAACCCCAUCGCUCUCUUGAUUUCUGAUUCCGGGGUUUUAGCGUUCGAGAUAAUGUCUGGUUGACUUCGGCAUCCUGUUCUUCAGUUCAAGUUGCUGUCUUUUCUGGAGUGUGAGAUGGAUUCUUUGCGUGGAUUGCAAUGCUCUGCGAGUUUUGUCCAAGAUGGUGGUGGAAGGCGAGCUAAAUCUCAGCAUCCGGUGUCUAGGAACUGUGCAUCCGGUUCGUUCUUGAAGAGCAGCAUUACUUUUCCCCUUCGAGAUUCUCUCAGGUGGACGCAUGGAGCUCACGCUGCUCGGAGUCGGUCCUCCAGGGUUGUUCGUGGCGUGUCCACAACUGAAACCAGAGAAGAGGAGAAGAAAGCGAAGAAGAUUAGAUCAAAGCCAGGACAGGAGAAGGUGCACCUGGGUGUUCGGUUGGAUCACCAAGUUGAAUUUGGGGAGAGCGUGGCAAUCAUGGGAUCCACAAGGGAAUUGGGAUCGUGGAAGAAGAAAGUGGCAAUGGACUGGACCAAGAGCGGAUGGGUAUGUGAGUUAGAACUGAAAGGAGGCGAAUCUGUUGAAUAUAAAUUCGUCAUUGUUGGGAAAGACAAGAGUGUGGCAUGGGAAUCUGGGGAUAAUCGAGUCCUCAAGCUGCCCAAAGGAGGGAGGUAUGGAAUGGUUUGCAAGUGGAAUGCGACUAAGGAGGCUGUGGAAUUGAUGCCUAUGGAUUCUGAUGAGACCGGUGAGGAGCUGUUCAAUGACGAUGGAGAUAAUGGUGCUGCAGUUAGUGAUACAGCUGCUCUUGCUGAGGUGGAGACGAGCCCUUUUGUGGAGCAAUGGCAAGGGAAGGCUGUGAGUUUUAUGCGCUCCAAUGAGCACAGGAAUAGAGAGACAGAAAUGCGAUGGGAUACUUCGAGUCUUGAAGGAUUGGCCUUAAAGCUGGUCGAAGGUGAUCGAAAUGCAAGGAACUGGUGGCGUAAGCUUGAAGUUGUUCGUGAGCUUAUAGUUGAAAGCCUUCAAGGUGGAAACCGGUUGGAGGCUCUUGUAAACUCUGCCAUCUAUUUGAAGUGGAUAAACACAGGACAAAUUCCCUGCUUUGAAGAUGGAGGUCAUCAUCGGCCAAAUAGGCAUGCAGAGAUAUCUAGACUCAUAUUCCGGGAAUUAGAGAGGAUUGGCUGCAGAAAAGACGCUUCCCCUAAGGAAGUGCUGGUGGUUCGCAAAAUUCAUCCAUGUCUACCGUCUUUCAAGGCUGAAUUUACUGCGUCUGUUCCUCUGACUCGAAUAAGAGAUAUAGCACAUCGAAAUGACAUUCCCCAUGACCUCAAGCAAGAAAUAAAGCAUACAAUACAGAACAAGCUUCACCGGAAUGCUGGUCCUGAGGAUUUAGUUGCUACUGAAGCAAUGCUUGCCAGAAUCACCAAGAACCCAGGAGAAUAUAGUGAAGCAUUUGUGGAGCAAUUCAAAAUUUUUCAUCAUGAGCUGAAGGAUUUUUUUAAUGCUGCAAGCCUUGGGGAACAACUUGAGUCCAUCAGGGAAUCAUUGGAUGAACAGGCAUUGUCAACUCUUAAGCUCUUUCUUGAAUGUAAAGAGAGAUUGGAUACGUCCAGUGAAUCCCUUGAUCUAUUGAUGCAAACCAUGCAAUCUUUGACUGCAACAAGGGAGUUGAUUGUGAAAGGUCUUGAAAGUGGUAUUCGAAAUGAUGCCCCUGACGCAGCAAUAGCAACGCGUCAAAAGUGGCGGCUUUGUGAGAUUGGCCUUGAGGAUUAUUCUUUUGUGCUCCUAAGCAGAUUCCUCAAUGCGGUUGAAGCUAGCGGAGGGACUUCUUGGUUGGCUGAGAACGUGGCACGGAACAUGAGUAUUUGGGAUACUCUCCUUGAUGCACUCAUUGUUGGCAUUCGCCAACUGGGGCAGUCAAGUUGGCAAGUGGAAGAAUGUACUGCUCUGCAGAAUGAACUUCUUGCUUGGAAGAACAGAGGCUUUUCCGAAAAGGAAGGCAGUGAAGAUGGCAAAAUGAUUUGGGCGUUGAGGCUCAAAGCCACUCUUGAUAGGUCAAAGAGGCUAACAGAAGAAUAUUCUGAAGCACUUCUUCAGAUAUUUCCUGCUAAAGUUGAGAUGCUUGGAAGGGCUUUUGGAAUUCCCGAGAAUAGUGUGAAGACAUACACAGAAGCCGAGAUCCGUGCUGGUGUGAUUUUUCAGGUUUCAAAACUUUGUACUCUGCUCUUGAAGGCUAUUAGGAGUGUAAUUGGUUCUCAAGGUUGGGAUGUUCUUGUUUCUGGAGCUGUUGUUGGAACAUUAGUUCAGGUUGAUAGAAUCAACCCUGGGUCACUGCCAUCAUCUGUAAGUGGACCAGUAAUUCUUAUGGUUAAGAGAGCUGAUGGAGAUGAAGAGGUGACAGCUUCGGGAGGUAACAUAGGAGGAGUUAUACUUCUGCAGGAGCUGCCUCACUUAUCUCAUCUUGGUGUCAGGGCCCGGCAGGAAAAGGUUGUCUUUGUGACGUGUGAAGCUGAUGAUACAAUUUCUGAUUUGCAGAAACUUGCUGGAAAGUUUGUGAGGUUGGAGGCAUCUUCAGCAGGUGUUACGUUGCAAUCAACAUCUGAGACCAGUGAGAAUGGGAAACCACAAAGAAUUUCAUCUGGAGUAUCUGAACCUCAUUCUUCACCUAUUGCCACAGCCGCUUACACCAAAAAGGAUGUUUCCCGUGGAGUUUUACCACUUGCCAAUGCAGAGGUGGAGACAUCGGGUGCAAAGGCUGCUGCUUGUGGUCUGUUAGCUUCUCUCGCGGCAGAUUCUCACAAGGUUUACAAUGACGAAGGAGUACCGGCAUCUUUCAAAGUCCCAUCUGGGGCAGUAAUACCUUUUGGUUCAAUGGAAGUGGCUUUACAACAGUGCGACUCCAUGGACACAUUUAAUUCUCUUCUUGAAGAAUUGGAAAGAACUAAGCUGGAGGAUGGGGAACUUGACCAGGUAUGCCAACGGCUCCAGGAACUGAUAAGUGCCCUGCAGCCCCCAAAGGACAUCAUUGAGAGCAUCAGGAAAAUAUUUCCAGGGCACUCUCGUUUGAUCGUCCGUUCAAGCGCCAAUGUUGAGGAUUUAGCUGGCAUGUCCGCGGCUGGGCUAUAUGAUUCAAUUCCGAAUGUGAGCCCUUCUAAUCCAGCUAUCUUUGGUAAUGCUAUCUCCAAAGUGUGGGCUUCUUUGUACACAAGGAGGGCGGUUCUGAGCCGGCAAGCUGCUAAAGUUCCUCAAAAGAAAGCUACAAUGGCAAUUUUAGUGCAAGAAAUGCUUUCACCAGAUUUGUCAUUUGUCCUCCACACACACAGCCCGAUAGACCAUGAUAGCAAUUCUGUGGAGGCCGAGAUAGCUCCAGGACUUGGUGAAACCCUGGCCUCAGGCACCCGGGGCACGCCGUGGCGUCUGUCUUGCAGUAAGUUUGAUGGGGUUGUUAAGACAUUGGCAUUUGGCAACUUUAGCGAGGAGUUAUUGGUCCUCGGAUCAGGUCCUGCUGAUGGGGAGGUGAUUAGAUUAACAGUGGAUUACAGUCAGAAACCAUUGACGACUGACCCAAGCUUCCGGAGACAACUUGGUUGGCGGCUCGGCACGGUCGGUUUUUUCCUCGAGCGAAAGUUUGGCUGUCCACAGGACGUAGAGGGUUGUGUAGUGGGGAAUGACAUUUUUAUAGUCCAAACACGUCCACAGCCUUUCUGAAGGACUCUCUCUCUCUCUCUCACAUCCAAGUCAAUGUAACUAGAGGAUGUAUACCUUCACUGCUUGUUUGUCGAGGUGGAAAAGCAGCUGCAUGCAUAAAACGGAGAACUGCUUUUUACGUACGCGAUGGUGAUAGUCAUUUGGUUCUCUGGGUGCUUUGCUCGAGUCUUAAACGUCAGGCUUAUGUUGCUUGAAGUCGAUAUAUCAUGUCCAAUGUAAACUAUAGCAAGACAAGCAGUGUGAUCACGGUAUAGUUUUUGGUCGAUCCGCCUCGAGAGAACAAAGAACUGCUAUGUUGCUCCUGUUCCCCUGGCAGAACAAAAUUUUCUUGUUUUUGGUGCA
Messenger RNA from Rhodamnia argentea, 4216 nucleotides. RefSeq names its product phosphoglucan, water dikinase, chloroplastic. The transcript is spliced from 19 exons. Lineage: Eukaryota; Viridiplantae; Streptophyta; Magnoliopsida; Myrtales; Myrtaceae. The record is from RefSeq and is a predicted model, not a curated record. Gene Ontology annotation, biological process: phosphorylation. The coding region runs from base 311 to 3874 and encodes 1187 amino acids. Gene Ontology annotation, molecular function: starch binding; ATP binding; kinase activity.